AUGAAAAAGCCAACUUGUUGGACAGGUGAAUCGGUUGAACUGUGCUCACAUGAACUUAUAACUUACAUUGAUCCACUGAAAUACCAAGAAGGAGUAAAGUAUACUUCAUCGUAUGUGGCCUUUAUGAAGGAAUUUUGCAAUCUUUCUAGUGAUAUUCGAAUUAAUUCAAGUUUUUCAGACAUAAUCGAAACUAAACAGGAAUGCUCAUUCAACAAUUCUAUACAAUAUUAUGAUUUAUUUAUUCAGUGUUCACGUAAUGGAACACUAAAACAGUUUUAUGACCGCCAACUCAACUGUCAAUGGAUUAAAAGACAACAUAAAACUCCGGUUGUUUUUCAUCAAAUAAAACCACAGAUUUUUAAUUACCCAGUGAAAAUUAAGAAAUUCAAAUUGACCAACACUUUAAUCUCAAACUUCUACAGUAGACGAAAUUGUCCAUUGGGAUAUUAUCGUGAACUGUUGAUCAAUACAACAGAAUGCAUUCAAUGUCCACCUGAUCAUUUUGCUGAUGAAUAUACGUCAUCAUACUCAUGUGAUCCAUGUCCUGUACAUCGACCAAUAACUAGGGGUAUUACAGGAGCAAUUUCUAUGCAUUGUACUGGAAAGAUAAUAUCCAACAAAAGACGGAAUCACAGGUUACGUAAACACAUCCCAUUUGAACAAGAGUUUGCAACAAAAGUAAAGCGAAAUAUUCAACAAAUCAGUGUAAAGAUUACCAGUAGUCAAGAAAAUGUUAGAGACCGUUUGAUGAAAUGGCUAGGACCUGAUUCGAAUCGAAUAAAACUACAAGAUGAAGCGAUCAAUGUGUUUAAGCAAUUAAAUUGCCUUGGAUUUUCUUCAAAAGAAUUAUUCCUAAUGAUAAUAUCAUCUACUGGAAUAGCAUGGUUUGGAAUAUGUCUAACAUUCAUUUUAUUCCUCAGUGUACAAGAACCAUUUCAUUAUUAUAAAAGAGGAAGAAAGAAUGCUAAGUAUAGAACAAAAUUUGAUAAAGCCUAUGAUUCACUGGUAUGGAUUUCAUCAUUUUUCUUACAAUCGAUUCUUCGUUUCCCACUACAUUUAUUUCAUGGACUACAUAGGCGUACAAGUGAAGUGUCAAGGAAAUUAAGCCAAAGUGCAUUUUUAAUAAGACUUUCUAUGGUUAGACGUGAAACGUUGAAUGUUUUUCGUCAACAAUUAAUUCAUGAAGAAUUAUUUGAAAUGCGACAAGCAAUAAUAUUACAAGAUAUUUUAACUGAAUUAACAAUUGCUCGUAUUAUUGAAGCAUAUGAAAAUGAACAAACUAAAGAUUAUAAAAAACAUCUCAGUCAAAUGACAUCUAGUUCAAUGAGUAAACAACUUGGUAGUAUUGACGAUAAUUUCGAAAAUUCUAUCAAUAGUAAACGAAUACAACGUGAAGUUGAAGUGUUGAAACCAUAUUUUCAUAUACCAAGACAUUAUAGUACAGCAUUUUUCUUAUUGCAUCCAAAAUUUUGGCGCCAAGUUAGUAAACCAUGUUCAAAAUUCAAUGCACCAUUUUAUCCCUUAGAAAUCAAAGAUGGAGAAAUAUAAUAACUGAGAAUAAAUAAAUAAGUUCAAUGUAACAAAACAAAAAUGAAUAUUAACAGCAAAAACGCUUAAUUGUUUGAUUCAUUUUCACUUCAAUUGAAGGUUCAAUGUUUCAAUGUUAGACAUUCACUUUUCCAAUAUUUG
This is a messenger RNA of Heterobilharzia americana, 1689 nucleotides long. The record is from the annotation of a GenBank genome assembly. NCBI's taxonomy places the organism in Eukaryota, Metazoa, Platyhelminthes, Trematoda, Strigeidida, Schistosomatidae.